AUAUAUAUAUUUAUAUAUACGAAUAUUGAAGAGCAGCAAUAACUGCGCUCGCAGCGUUCGAACAAACAAAUUACACAGCAAUAUGCCGGCCUUAAAGGCCAAACAACAACAUCCACAACAACAGCAAGUGGAUAAAAAUCAGCAUGCAUCAAUACUCAAUACGCAGCGCAAACAACAACAGCGGCAGCUAGAAAAUCAGCAGCAUAAAACAAACAGACUACAACUAACUAAGAACUGGUUCUUACAAGCAAAAGCGAAAACUACAAUUAUUACAGUGAUGAGCAUUAAAGACAACAAAAACAAUAACAGCAACAACAAUAACAACAAAGUGCUCAACAGUGUCGGUGGGCUUGUCGUUUGUUGUCGCACCAGCACCAGCAGCAACAGCAGCAGCAGCAGCAGCAGAGGCUCAUCACUCACAAUGGCACUACUGUUGCUCAUCUGCGCAAUCGCCGUGCUAAGUAACGAUAGCUGUCUUGUCGCGGCAGCCGGCAGUAAUGGCAAUGGUGGCGGUGCUGGUGGCACAUCAGUGCGUACCGGCGUCGGUAAUCCGCGUUUGCCUCGCACAAGUGCAAGUCAGCUGAAUAGCGGUAGUAAUGGCGGCGGAGCCGGCGGUAGUGGUGGUGUUGGCAGCAAUGGCAAUAUUGUCGGCAGUGGCGGCAGCAACAGCUUCAAGUUGGCCGCAAAAACGUUAAACAGCACACGCAACGGAAAUUUGCGAACAAGAGAACAACAGCUACUCAACAUCUUUGAGGUGAUAAUCUCAACCCUCGAAGGCAAGCUAAAGCGCAUCGAUAGCCUCGACAAGUCCGUCGAGCACAUGGUGAAGCGCAUGGAAGCGUUGGAUAAUCGUGUAGCGGACAAUUUACUUAAAACCGAUGCCGUCAUCUCCAAGCUACGCACUUUGGAUAAUAAAAUCACCAACGAUAUACACGGCUCAGCACAUGAUGGCAGCAACGGCGGUGGUCGCUCAGCGCGUAUAGCCAAUAUGGCCACCGCAGAGCAUCUCGACAACCGUCUACUGAUGCUCGAUCAGAAAGUUAGUGACAUCGAUACCAAGCUUGAGGUGCUCAAAACACAAAUCGAUAAUAACUUUCUGCAAGUGGACGACAUAAAUGCCGAGGCGAGCGAGAAGAAACCGAUUAGCAUGAAUGUUGUGGAGAUAACGAAAGCGAUGAACGCCGAGGUAAUGAAUCAUGUGUCGACCGAGUUGAAUGAAUUGCGCGACACAACCGAUAAUAUCGAUAAGAAGUUGCAAUUCCAUAUAAAUAUCGUGUCGGAGAAUGUGGGACGCAUGUUGCGCAUGGUGGGCGAUAUACACGAGGCGGUUGUUGAUCAUCAAGAGCAAUUGAAUGCCUUGAAUGCGACAACAACAGCAAUGCCCAUAAUAAAAUCGAGUAAAAUUGAUGCGCUCGUUAAGCAAAUACGACCGAUGGUCUCUGUCUCGGAGAAAAUGGAUGAGGUGUGGGAUGUGGUAGUGGGCACGAAGUCGUCUGUUAUAAAUGAUUUGCUACCCAAAUCAGAUGCGCUACUCACACAGACACAGCGACAGGAGCGCGCUAUCGGUGAAAUACAUCACGACUUGAAUUCGAAGACGAAUCUUAUAAUAAACAAUUUGGAUAUGGUCGAGAAACGUUUGAAGAAACAGGAGGAUGAUGUGCAGCUAUUGGCACAACGACCCGUACCGGCUGAACUACUAAUGGAUCCAACUAUCGAUCGACUUGUCGAAUACGAUCCCAAUCGUUACUCCGUUAUCGAUGAGUAUCCUGAGGCAAAUAUGCCUACCACACCGAUUGGCUCCAGCUCAACGGCCAGCUCUACUACGCCACCACCUACAGUGGCCGCGACGACAGCCUCGUUGAGCGCUUACACCAACGCUGCGACAACUACACCCAGUCCUUCUGUAGGUGCUGCCAGUCAACCUACUCUAACCUCGUAUACGGUUACCGCGGCACAAGUGGCCGCUGCAAGUUCAGCUGGUAGUGUGGGUGUAUCGGCUGCUACUAUAUCAGCGUCCGCUUCUUCCGCAGCUACUACGACAUCAACCUCAGCCAAGCCGCUCUCACGCAAAGGUGGCAUUAUAUUCCCGAGUGUCAAGAAUAAGCCUUCGGUGGUGAAUUCGACAUUCUCCACUGACAUACUCGCACUGAAGGAUAUAAAAGGUUUCUCUUGUGUCGACCUCUUGAAUGCUGGCAUGAGACAAUCUGGCGUGUUCUAUCUACAAAUUCGCGGCACCACCUAUUGGUUCUUAAAGGUCUUUUGCGAGCAAGAAAUUACUGACGGCGGCUGGACGGUGAUACAAAGACGUGAUGAUUUCGGUGAGCCACGCGAGAACUUCAAUCGAGACUGGGCUGAUUAUAAGAAUGGUUUCGGUGAUCCGGCAAAGGAAUUUUGGUUAGGUAAUGAAAAUAUUUACAUGCUCACCAACAAUGAGGACUAUGCGCUACGUGUUGAGCUCGAAGAUUUUGAAGGAAACAAGAGAUAUGCACAAUAUUCGCACUUUAAAAUUCACUCCGAAGCUGAUUAUUAUAAAUUGGAAAUCGACGGUUAUGAGGGUAAUGCGGGCGAUUCACUUAAUGAUCCCUGGUACGGUUCGAAUAAUAGUCCAUUCUCUACAUACAAUAGAGACAAUGAUCGUAGCUCGCUAAAUUGCGCUAGUAUGCUCAAGGGUGGUUGGUGGUGGAAGUCUUGCGGACGUGGUUUGAAUGGUCUAUACCUCCACGAUCCACAAGAUUUAACGGCUCGCCAAGGUAUCGUUUGGUUCCGCUGGCGCGGUUGGGAUUACACACUCAAAAAGGCAACUAUGAUGAUACGUCCACGUGCACCCCAGCCUAUGGGAAGUACAGCAUCGACGUCGUAAGAAUGAAUGACGAUGCGCAAAACCUACAUGAAGGAGUUAAAUUGUAGUUGAAAGCAAAAACAAUUGUUUUUAAUUACCUAAAAAAAUUAACCGCAUAUAAGUUUCAAAAGAAAUAUGUAAUGAAAGUAAUGAAAGCAGGGUUGCAUUUUACAGAACGAAACUUUUUCCCAUGCAAGCAGGCAUUUUUCAAUAGAAAAUUAUCUGUACUGUGAGUGUUGAGCGGAAAUACGGAAAUUGAGCGGAAAUAUUUGAAGCGCUCAAGCAUACAAACAAACUAUUCACAUACAUAAACACGUUCAUACA
Ceratitis capitata (Mediterranean fruit fly) is the source of this 3163-nucleotide messenger RNA. RefSeq lists its product as uncharacterized. Lineage: Eukaryota; Metazoa; Arthropoda; Insecta; Diptera; Tephritidae. The coding region runs from base 83 to 2860 and encodes 925 amino acids. The transcript is spliced from 7 exons. The record is from RefSeq and is a predicted model, not a curated record.